UGGGCGGAGUCUGCGUCCUGCCCUCGCCCCCUCCUCGGAAGCGGACACUCGCUGUCUACAUUCCCCUUAUUUAAUUUUUCAUAUUUCGCAGCGAAAUCCCCCAAUGGAAGGCAAGAUGGACGAUUAAGCCGAACGCGGUCCCCCUGAUUUCACCCUUCAUUUGUCGAUGAACUGAGAGGACCGGAUGAAAUCCAACUGGGGUUUUCUCCGCUUUGCAGGGGAGGUAUCUGUAUCCAGUGGGGAGGAAGGCUUAACCUGGGGGAGAAAGAAUGAAGUUCACCGAACCCUGGGGAGUCCACAGGCUGGCUUUUCUUCUAGAAAAGGCCAUGUCGAGGGAAGCCAAGAUGUGGAAGGGCGACUUGCCAAAGAAGCCCUCCUCACAGGAUACAGAUAUCUCUCCUACUCAGCGGGACGAGGCUGUGUACUGGCUUACGGAGCUCCACAGUAGACUGCAGCUGUACCCAGAAACAUUGGUGUUAGCUGUUAGCAUACUGGACCGUUUCCUUUCUUCCAUCAAGGCCCGUCCAAAGUAUCUGCGCUGCAUUGCCAUUGCCUCCUUUUUUCUGGCUAUGAAGACCUGUGAGGAGGAUGAGUGUGUGCCCUCUCUGAGCAAGUUGGUUUCUUCCUGCAACUGUGGCUGUUCCCCAUCAGAGAUCCUGAGGAUGGAAAGAAUUAUUCUUGACAAACUGAACUGGGAUCUGCACAAUGCCACGUCGCUGCACUUUCUGCACAUAUUCCAUGCAAUGGUGUUGUCAUGUUCUUCUGGGCUUUUGGACACCUUGAUGGGACUGAAGCGAUCUCAGCACCUCGCCCUCCUCACGCGCCGACUCUACCACUGCUUGGCGGAUCACAAACUCAUCAAGCUGAGAGGAUCCAUGCUGGCCUUGGCCAUCCUCACUUUGGAGCUGGAGACGUGCUGUCGUGACUGGCUGGCUCUCACCAUCGAGCUGCUAAAGAAGGCACAGAUCGACACUUCUGAGUUGAUCCGGAGUCGAGAGCUUGUUGCUUGUAGUCUUUCUGCACUGAGAGCGCCCUUGCUUCCAAACACCGUCUACAUCUACCAAGCCUAUCGCAGCCAGGACUCUCUGGGGCGCGUGGCCACCUCCACACAGUCUUCCUCCCCAGCUGGAGAGGAGGGAGGAUGCCAGCAGCCCUGUGGCUCUCUCCUCUCCUCCAACCACAGCAGCCUCCCAGCUCCUCCCAAACCUUUCUAUCACCUUCACCACCUGCAACGGCUCACGCUGCGCUGCAAGAGCUCCACAAAGCGAAAGGUGGAGGAGAUGGAGGUGGAUGAUUUCUAUGAUGGCAUCAAGCGCUUGUACAACGAAGACAACACCACCACCCUUGCCCAGGAGGGGGCGCCAUUUGUGAGGGGGGCAACAACAACAACAACACCACCACCACCACCACCAGCAGGUGAAAGAGAGGGAGGUCGCUCCUCCCCCUGCCCGCCGCUGCAGCCAGUCUGUGCCUCCUAAAGCGGCCGUGCUCGUCUUAACCAUCUCGUCGCUCACGUUAGUCGACAUUGUCAGACAUUCGGCGUUGACAUGGUCAACAAAUGUAACCUCUGACAUAGAAAAUGUGACGUGGAUGGUUUUGGUCGGCACACAUCUGUUUUGUGUUUAGACCUGAGCGUCCAUCAGACCCUUCAGCCAGAAAACAAGAGCAACAAAAAUAAUUAAAACCUUCUAUUCUUUCUGCGUUACAGUUGACACAAAUACAAAAAAAGUAAAUAAACAUAAAAAACAUCUCCAAAAAAAAAAAAAAGUAGAACCAUUCAGAUUCAUGUUUGUCAACUUUUAUUUGUUAAUUUAUUGUCGUUUGUUUCCUCUUCCUUAAUAGCAAGCUGGAUAUUUAAAUGCAUUUUUGCUUUUUUCCCCCUUCAAAGAUGUGGUCCGUCUUACAUUUCCUUCAUCAGCAAGUUCAUCGAACUUUUUUUAGGGGUUUUUUGUUAGGUUUAAAGUGGACAAAUAAUAUAGUUUAGUCCUAAUCCGAACCACUGCAAAAACCCUCCAAGUGCACCUUUAAGCACAAACUACUUGAGUUCAUCAAGCAGUUCUGCACUGGAGCGCCACCUAGUGAAGGAAAAUAACACCUUUAUGGUAAGUUUAAAAAUAUCAAAGAAGAGAACAAAAGAGAAAAUGUUAAAGAAUACAUUUGUAUUUGAGCAAAUGAAACCUCCUGGCCUCAGAUUGGUUGUGGAUUAAUCUUCCCACAUAGGGUUGGUUAGUUAGGGUUUUUUGAUGACAAUAGGGGUACAAAGUAAAUUGCCAAGCAACAGCCCCAAAACCCUUCCGAAUUUGCAUGCACGUAUUUACCUCACUCAUGUACAAAUUAAUCUAUAACUGUUUAGAUGGGAUUUUGUUGUCGGUAUUCUGUCGUUAGAAUAUGUCUUUGUAAGCCAGUAAAACUGUAGGGUAUCAAAUAUGUAUCCCGCCAAUUAUAUUUACUAACAUAUGUUUUCUAACGUAUGUUGGAGCAAGCGAAUCAGAUUUCUUUGGGAUGUGGUGAACUAGAGGGACUUUGUGUAAUGAACUUUAAGGGCAUUUUAACACCACACAACAGAAAUGUGUGCGCUUCUGUCUUGCUUUAAACACACAAUAUGAAGCAACGAGUGAUAAAUAGUCACUUCUUACAAUAUUCCUGAUCUAGAUGUUUUCAUUCCUGCAAAAAGCUCUUGUUUUACUUCCUGGAGGGGCCUGCUGGAUGCAGCUCCUGGUCCCUGAAUCCACCAUGUGGCACAAACAAAUAAAGACAUGAAAAACAAAAAA
This is a messenger RNA of Nerophis lumbriciformis (worm pipefish), 2771 nucleotides long. It is a transcript of the gene ccni, whose product is annotated as cyclin I. The record is from RefSeq and is a predicted model, not a curated record. Lineage: Eukaryota; Metazoa; Chordata; Actinopteri; Syngnathiformes; Syngnathidae.